AUGCGUUCCUCGAUAGUAUCGGCAUCAGCUGCUGUCCUCCUCUCGGGACUUGCCAGCGCUCAGACAUUUACUGAUUGUGACCCAACCAAAAAAUCCAACUGCCCUUCAAAUGCGGCCAUUGGAGGCCUUCAAGUGACCGACUUCACUGCCGGCAAGAGUAGCAACUGGCUGGAUGAAGCUGGAACCACUAUGACAUACGACACCUCUCUUGGUGCCAAAUUUGUCAUCAGCUCAACUACAGAUGCACCCACCAUCGAGAAUGUCGGAUAUAUCAUGUUUGGUAGAAUUGAGGUGUGGGCCAGGGCUUCGGCAGGAAGUGGAAUCGUCAGCAGUUUCAUCCUCGAAUCCGAUGAUCUCGAUGAAAUCGAUUGGGAAUGGCUCGGCUAUGACAACACCCAUGCCGAGAACAACUUUUUCGGCAAGGGAAACACCACUACCUACAACCGUGCCCAAUACCCAAGUGUCGUCACACCCAUUGAUACCUUCCACAACUAUACCAUUGACUGGACAUCCGCAUCAACCAUCUGGUACAUCGACGGAGUCAACGUCCGAACCCUCGCCUUCAACGACCCACUUACCGUCGGCGGAACGAACUAUCCCCAAACCCCCAUGAAAGUCAAGAUGGGAAGCUGGAUCGGAUGUGCCAGCGUCGCAGCUCAAAGCGCCACCGCCACUGCAGGUACUUGUGAGUGGGCAGGAGGAGCCGCUGAUUUCUCAAAGGGCCCUUUCACCAUGUAUGUCAAGAACGUCACGAUUCAAGACUACGGAUGUGCCACCGAAUAUACCUAUGGCGACAUGACCGGUGACUUUUCAUCCAUCAAGAGCACCGGUGGCUGCAGCGGCGGAAAGAGUUUGUUGUCUUCAUCAUCCCCACCCUCAUCUGCUUCCGGAACCUCAUCAUCCAUCUCCUCGACCUCCUCCGGCUCCUCGACUAAACCCUCCAGCGGAGGCUUGUCAGAUGGCACUUCAACUGGAAUCGCAACACUUUCCGUAGGUAUCAAAGCUACUGCUUCGGCCUCUGCAUCGGGUUCUGCAUCUUCGUCGACAACAACUACCGGUUCGUCCACCUUAGCUCAAGUAUCGAGUUCGGACGCCAACUCUAUCAAGAAACCCAAACACGAAUAUGGCAUGAUUGAUCUCGGUGUCAUGGUUUUGGGUCUUGGACUUGGUUAUCUCGUCAUGUAA
Sclerotinia borealis F-4128 is the source of this 1185-nucleotide messenger RNA. The record is from the annotation of a GenBank genome assembly. NCBI's taxonomy places the organism in Eukaryota, Fungi, Ascomycota, Leotiomycetes, Helotiales, Sclerotiniaceae.